AUGGAAAAUUUUGACAAUUUUGAACCCUUAGGGAAAGGAUCUUACAGUGAAGUCUACAAGGUCACUAGGAAGCAGGACAACAAGGUAUAUGCCCUGAAGAAGGUGAGCAUUUCCAAUCUUGCGAGUAAGGAGCAACAGAAUGCACUAAAUGAGGUCAGGAUUCUGGCCUCUAUCAAACAUACCAAUGUUAUCGCUUUUAAGGAAGCAUUCAUUGAUGACAAGCAAGAGUUCUUGUGCCUCGUCCUGGAAUACGCUGACGGAGCUGAUCUUUAUCAGAAGAUUAAAGAGAAAGUCAAGCAGAACGAGUACUUUGAAGAAGAGCAAAUCUGGAGAGUUCUUAUUCAUGUACUUAGAGGGCUCAAGCAAUUACAUGACUUGAAAAUUAUGCAUCGGGAUCUUAAAAGUGCAAACGUGUUUUUAACAACUGACGGGAUUGCUAAAUUGGGAGACAUGAAUGUUUCCAAAACUACGAAUACUAUGGUCCUGAAUCAUACUCAAACAGGAACCCCGUAUUAUGCCUCUCCCGAAGUCUGGAAUGAUCAGGUUUAUGGUAGCAAGAGUGACAUCUGGUCCCUUGGUUGUGUGAUAUAUGAGAUGUGCACCUUAAAACCACCCUUUCGGGCUAAAAACUUCGAAGAACUGUAUAAGAAAAUUGCUAAGGGCUCCUAUUCCAGGAUUCCAAAGUGCUAUUCCAAUGAGUUAUCUGGAAUUAUAAAAGUACUUCUCAAAGUAAAUCCGGAGAUGAGGCCAUCCUGUGAUAAACUGCUAUCUUCAUAUUUAAUCAGAGACAAGAUCAAAAAGUAUGGAAUGGAAGAGUCCGAUGAAAGCUCUGUGGGAGAGCUACUAAAGACAAUCAUGUUCAAGGAUAUCGGAAAUCUCCAAAACAGCCAGAUGCCAGACCCUCAGUAUGGAAAUUUGGAAUAUCUGGACAACAGAAAAUCAGGAAAACUGAAGUCUCGAUCUAAAUCACCUAUAAUCAAUUUUAUGAAGUCAAAAGAAAAGAUGAACAGGUCAACGAAUGAUCCUCCGUCGUAUUUGGUCAGGAAAUCUAAGAACAACAAAAGCCCCACUAACCGAUGUCUUGGGAAGGAUGCCGAGGCACAUUUGUAUGAGUCACCUUACCAAAGGAUCAGCAGAAAACGGAAUGAUUCAAAAACGGGAUCGGUUGCUACCACAGGAGUGUCUACACCACUGAUAAAAUAACAAUUACUCUCGGUUACGGAAAAAGCCAACUAACAUCCAAACGACUGUUGAUGAAGUCGUUAGUAAAAUUAAGACAUCUAUUAAUAAAGGAAAUAUUUUAGAGCAGUCUCAUAAACUUCAAAGCUUGAAGAAGAUCCUGAAUAGGAAAGGAAAGGCACACCGGAAUAAGAGCAGAGUAAUCUUGAAUGAGAGCAAUACGACCUCGAAGCAUAAUACUACAGAGGUCCAUGAGCAGACUAAGAGGAAACAUAGACCUGAUUCUGACAUUUCCUUUCCUAGGAUACCUGGUGGGGCUCGACAGAAGUAUAAUAUUGAUAAAGAGAAGUUAAAAUUCUUAAAAUCUCAGAGAGACAAGAAGCAAGAUCUCCUGAAACUCGAGCAAUCUAGAACUAAAGAUAAUAUCCUGUUGCUAAACAGCCUCCAGCUUAGAAAGAAAGCAAAUUCAAGGAAUUACAAUUGAAAAACUACACAAUCUAAGCCGGAGAAGUUCAUAAAGAAAUCAAAGGGAAAGAGUGGGUACAAGAUGUUUCUGCCCAAAAUUAAAAGCGGGAUGCUUACUGAUGAAAGUCUUUGUCAAUACAAAAAUGGGGAGUAAUUUCUAACCUUAACUC
Messenger RNA from Moneuplotes crassus, 1814 nucleotides. The record is from the annotation of a GenBank genome assembly. Lineage: Eukaryota; Ciliophora; Spirotrichea; Euplotida; Euplotidae.